This is a messenger RNA of Lodderomyces jiufengensis, 3171 nucleotides long. Its product is annotated as pheromone-regulated protein. NCBI's taxonomy places the organism in Eukaryota, Fungi, Ascomycota, Pichiomycetes, Serinales, Debaryomycetaceae. Gene Ontology annotation, molecular function: transmembrane transporter activity. Bases 1 to 3171 code for a protein of 1056 amino acids. The record is from RefSeq and is a predicted model, not a curated record. The transcript has a single exon. Gene Ontology annotation, biological process: transmembrane transport.
AUGUCAACCAAUUAUUCAUCAUCAAGUGAAGAUGAAGGUUUUAGUCCAAAUUCUCAAAAUAGAUUCAGAGUUCAACUACCUCAACAACAAUUAAAUCUUAAUGAAGUAAGGAAACAAAAUCAAAGAAAAGAUAAUUCAAAAUUUACAAAGCAAACAAGUUCAAAUUUUAUAAAAGUUUCAAAUAAAUUAAACAAUAAGAAGAAUGUAAAGUUUCCAGACUCGUAUACUCCAAAAGAUCCAAGAUCAUCAUUAAAUAUGUCAAAAUCUUCACAAAUAUCAUCAGAUGAUGAAGAUUAUGAUGAAGGUGGAAUGAGUUAUUCAGAUUUAGAAGGUAAUUCAGGUAUGAAUACUCCAAGAUUUACUCAACAACAACAACAACAAUUUCAACAGAAUUUACCACAAUUCCAAUUCAACGCUGAUGAAAUUAGAAAAAAUCAACAACCUAUGUUGGAUAGUUCAGAAGAUGAUGAAGAUUAUGAUUAUAAUGAUGAAACUCAUACUGAUUUUACAAAAAUGAAUCCACCACAACAUUUUUAUCAUACUGAUUCUUCUGAAGAUGAACAUCAACCACCAACUGAAAGACCAUUACCUAGUUCUAUACAACCUGAAGUCUCUCCACAACAUCAACAACAACAACAACCACAUGAUAAUCCACUCCAUAAAACAAAAUCAACAUCAUCAAGAAAAUCUAUAACUUCAGAUCCAAGAAGAAAAUCAUCAAUGCAUUCUGUAAGAUCAAAUGAAAGUAAAAAAUCAUCAGGAGUAAGUGGAGGAAUUAAAGGAAUAUUACGAAAAAUGUCAUUAGCUGAUCAUAUUCCAUCAAGUGAUCAUGAUAUUGGAGGACAAAAUGAUUCAUUUUUAGGUCGAAUAUUCAAUACUGGAAAUACUGGAAUAUCAGGUGGGGGAUUAGCACCGGGAGCAAGUAGAAGAACUGCUGAUAUUCCAGAAGAUGAUGAAGAAAGAAAAGUAGGAUUUGCAGAACAUGAAAAUGAUAGAGAUGAAGCUAUAGAAAUGAGACCUAUUGCUAACUAUGAAGAACUUAGUGAGGAGGCCAAAAAAUUAAUUCAUCAACAUGUACCUGAAGCUAUGCUACAUUCAAGAGAUUCAAGUGUUGCUAAUAGUACUGAUAUUACACCCACUGUAAGUAAUGAAAAUUUAGAAAAAGAGGAAAAAAAGAAAGAUAAUGGUGAUGAAUCAUCAGAUAAUUCUGGCUCAACUAAGAGAAAAUCCUCAGAUGAUGAAAAAAGAGACAAUCCAUUUUAUACCCCUAAUCCUGAUUUAUUUAUAAGAGGUCAUGACGAUGAUCAACAAGAACAUGAAGAAAAUCAUGAAUUUUUACAAGAUAUUGGAGAUGAUUAUAUUGCUCGACCAAAACAUGUUCAAGCUGGUGUAUUAUCCUCACUACUCAAAUUAUAUCAAAAUCCAAAUGAAGGAAAAUCAGCAAGUUCAUUAAGUCAUACACCAACAAAUUUAAGUGACGAGUAUAGUAUGCAUUCAAGACCUACAUCCCAUCUUGAUUUCCAUAAGAUAAAAACAGGAAUGCACGAUGUUAAAACCGGUGUUCAAAAGGGAAUGAAAGGUGAAAUGAAUAAAGCUCACAUUAUGAAAGGUAAAAUGUUUUCAAAAGCUAAAAACCUCAAAAGUCAUUCAUUUGAUAAAGAGUUAGAUCAAGAAGAAGCAUCAAAUAGUGAAUUUGACGAACUGGGAGGUGGGGAAAAAUUUACCAACGAGGCAUUACCUUCUUUUCAUAAUGCUAAACCUAAGAUGCCUAAAAAGAGACAAACUGAAGCAAGUAACAUCAAACUCAAAAAAUUAAAACACAACAGAAAAGCAGAAAGGUUAAGAAUUACAGUCCAUAUAGCAGAUAUUUUACAACGUCAAAGAUUUAUAAUGAAUAUGUGUAAAGCUUUAAUGAUGUUUGGAGCUCCAACACAUAGAUUAGAAGAGUAUAUGAUUAUGACUUCAAGAGUAUUGGAAAUUGAUGGACAAUUUAUUUAUUUCCCUGGAUGUAUGUUAACUUCAUUUGGUGAUGCAGCCACUAGAACCUCUGAAGUUCAUUUAGUUAGGUGUGCUCAAGGUUUAAACUUGGGAAAAUUAGCUGAUACUCAUAAGAUUUAUAAAGCUGUUAUACAUGAUUUGAUUGGGGUUGAAGAAGCUAGUAAGAAAUUAGAUGAAUUAUUAAAGGAAAAAAAUAAGUUCCCACCUUGGUUAUGUGUAUUUUUUUACGGUUUAGGAUCAUUAGCAGUUACACCUUUUGCAUUUGAUGGUGGAUGGAUAGAUUUACCUAUUAGUUUUGGUGUUGGGUUAUGUGUUGGAUAUUUACAAUUUUAUUUGAGUUCAAUGUCUCAUUUGUAUUCAUCUGUGUUUGAAGUUAGUGCAGCUAUAGUUGUUGCUUUUAUAUCUAGAGGUAUUGGAUCUAUACGUGGUGGUAAAUUAUUUUGUUUUAGUGCUAUUACUCAAGGUUCUUUAGCAUUGAUUCUUCCUGGGUAUAUUAUCUUGUGUGGGUCUUUGGAAUUACAAUCUAGAAACUUAGUAGCUGGAUCAGUUCGUAUGUUUUAUGCUAUUAUUUAUUCGUUAUUUUUAGGUUUUGGAAUUACUUUAGGUAGUGCAUUAUAUGGAUGGGUUGAUCAUAAUGCAACAUCACAAAAUUCAUGUUUAGCGGGUCAUUCAAUGAAUGAUAAAUUUAGAAUAUUAUUUGUUCCAUUAUUUGCGAUAUGUUUAGGAUUAAUCAAUCAAGCUAAAUUUAAACAAUUACCUAUAAUGACUGUUAUUGCAUGUGUUGGAUAUAUUGGAACUUAUUUUGCAGGAAAACAUUUCAGUUCAGUAACUGAAUUUACUGCAUGUAUUGGUGCUUUUAUCGUUGGGAUUUUAGGUAAUUUAUAUUCAAGAAUAUGGAAAGGUAUGGCUGUAUCUGCAAUGUUACCUGCUAUAUUUGUUCAAGUUCCUUCUGGUAUUGCUUCUAAAUCUACUUUGAUAUCUGGUUUACAACAAGCUGAUCAAAUUACUAAUAAGAACGGGACUCAAACUACUACUACUGUAGCUGAAGGAUCUAGUUUAAGUUUUGGUGCUACUAUGGUUGAAGUAUCUAUAGGAAUUAGUGUUGGAUUAUUUGCUGCUGCUUUAUUUGUUUAUCCUUUUGGUAAGAAAAGAACUGGGUUAUUUACUUUAUAA